AUGGCAUCAAAACGAACGUAUAAGACACAUUUGAAUUCCGUUGGGACUGAACCAGAUAUGCCAAGAACCUCAAAACACAGAAAAUUUCAGCAGAAACAGAUUAAUUUUUCAAAUCCUACUGAAGAGAAGAGUGAACUUCUAAGCAAAAAAGACUGUAAACAAGAGAACAGACAGGAAGAUGAUGGAAAUAUAAAUGUGGAAGGAGAGGAAAAUGAUGGAAAUAGACAAGAGGAUAGAAAGGAAGAUAAUGGAAGACGAAAUGAGGAAGGUGGGGAGGACGAAGGAAGUGGAAAUGAGGAAGGAGAGAAAGAUGAUGAAAAUGGACAAGACAGAGAGGAAGCAGAGGGAAGUGGACAUGAGGAAGAUGAUGGAAGUGGGAAUGAGGAAGGAGAGGAAGAUGAUGGAAGUGGGAAUGAGGAAGGAGAGGAAGAUGAUGGAAGUGGGAAUGACGAAGGAGAGGAAGAUGAUGAAAAUGGACAAGACAGAGAGGAAGAAGAUGGAAGUGGGAAUGAGGAAGCAGAGGGAAGUGGACAUGAGGAAGAUGAUGGAAGUGAGAAUGAGGAAGGAGAGAAAGAUGAUGAAAAUGGACAAGACAGAGAGGAAGCAGAGGGAAGUGGACAUGAGGAAGAUGAUGGAAGUGGGAAUGAGGAAGGAGAGGAAGAUGAUGGAAGUGGGAAUGAGGAAGGAGAGGAAGAUGAUGGAAGUGGGAAUGACGAAGGAGAGGAAGAUGAUGAAAAUGGACAAGACAGAGAGGAAGAAGAUGGAAGUGGGAAUGAGGAAGCAGAGGGAAGUGGACAUGAGGAAGAUGAUGGAAGUGGGAAUGAGGAAGGAGAGGAAGAUGAUGGAAGUGGGAAUGAGGAAGGAGAGGAAGAAGAUGGAAGUGAACAAGAAGAACUUGAAGAAGAUAGUGGAAGUGAACAAGAAAAGAGAGCAGAAACAGAGAGGAGCCAAGGAAAUUCAGAUUCAAAACAAAAGAAGGUACUGUAACGUAAUUAUAGGUUAUCUAUAUGCAUGGUGUUAAUUUAUGUUGAAUGUGAAAACCAGCUGUCUUAAAUGAACAGCACUGUUAGUGUUAUUUCUGCUUCUGUUUUUAUAUUGUUUUCCAGCUGUUAAUGUGAUCAGCCUUAUCUUUUAUUACAGAAACAAC
Megalobrama amblycephala (Wuchang bream) is the source of this 1147-nucleotide messenger RNA. RefSeq lists its product as uncharacterized. The transcript has 2 exons. The record is from RefSeq and is a predicted model, not a curated record. NCBI's taxonomy places the organism in Eukaryota, Metazoa, Chordata, Actinopteri, Cypriniformes, Xenocyprididae. The coding region runs from base 1 to 987 and encodes 328 amino acids.